Cydia pomonella (codling moth) is the source of this 981-nucleotide messenger RNA. RefSeq lists its product as uncharacterized. The transcript has a single exon. Lineage: Eukaryota; Metazoa; Arthropoda; Insecta; Lepidoptera; Tortricidae. The coding region runs from base 1 to 981 and encodes 326 amino acids. The record is from RefSeq and is a predicted model, not a curated record.
AUGGUCGAUAAUCCCAAUCUCAACACGGAUAAACCCAGUGCAGGUAAUCUGGCACGUAUCACAGGCUCGCAGCCAGAUUUAAACAAAUUAAAGGAUACCCACCACAGCGAUUCUCAAAUCACAAUUCGAAAACGCAAACAGCCAGACUUUGAAAGUGACCUCAAAAAUGACAUCUUGGAAUUUCGCAAGGAUAUGAAAGACCUGAUGGAUAUUUGCAAAUCCCAAAAGUCAGAUAUCACGGGUAUGAAGUCGGAUGUAUCUGAUAUCAAGGACCAGCUCUCUAGCAUGCGGGCGACGACUGAAAACCUGGUUAUCGAACACAACCAAUUCAAGGUCGAUAUUGCGGAGGUCAAGGAUUCUCUCAGCUUUCAGUCCGGCCGGCAGGAUGAUCUGUGUACACGUGUCGCCACAAUGGAACUCAGUGUUAAGAGGAUCGAAUCGUUAGAACAGGAUGUCUCCACGUUAAAACAAUCUUAUAAUAACCUGCAAUUAGAACAUCACUCACUACAGCAACGCGACCGCCUACAUAACCUAGAAAUCUCGGGGAUCCCGGAAAACAAAGCUGAAAACCUUUCUAUCACUGUCUCAAAGAUCGCUAAUACAGCUGGUGUGGAGAUAACCACAGCAAAUAUUCUGCAUGUGAACCGCGUACAACCACGGGUGGAGGUAGCUGGCAGGCCACGUAACAUCGUCGUUCAAUUGAACUCGCAACUUAUCAAGGACAGCAUUUUAUCCGGUAUACGAAGGCGCAAAGGUAUUACCACUACGGAUAUUGGCAUGCCAGGUGAACCAGUCAAAAUAUAUGUAAACGAACAUCUGAUUCCAUUCUACAAGCAACUACGCAAGGAAACAAAGGACGCGGCAGAUGCAGCAAGCUAUAAGUAUGUGUGGGUACGCAACUGUAAAAUAUUCGCAAGAAAAUCUGACAAAUCUCCUAUUAUCAACGUAAAAGAUGCGAACGACAUUAAAAAAAUUAAGUGA